ACUCACUCAUUAUAAAAGAAGGACACUGUCCCUCUCUCUCUACCUCACUUCUACUCUCUUUUAAUUUUACUUUAUUGAAGCUAAAGGAUCUUUAGUAUCAUGAUUGCUACUAAGCUGAUGUACAGUUUAAUGAUAAUAAUUGUUAUUAUUAAUACUGUCAAUGGAAACUGUCCUGAUGAUGAGAAGGAGACAACUUCUCCAGUUGUUACCAUCACUAACACUAGUGUUAAUGCUACACCAGAAUGUGUAAUGCCAACUGAUUGUAAAGCAUGGAAAGAACUGGGAAUUAAACAAAAUGGAGUAUAUCCUAUAAAACCAGAUAAUGGACCAGCUUUCCAAGUAUACUGUGAUAUGGAGACUGAUGGUGGUGGAUGGACUGUAUUUCAGAGGAGACAAGAUGGAUCUGUUGAUUUCUAUAGGAACUGGACUGACUAUGAGAAUGGAUUUGGUGACCUUACUGGUGAGUUUUGGUUAGGAUUGAGCAAGAUUCGCCAUCUUACUAAAGAAGGAUCAAACACACUAAGAGUGGACCUGGGAGAUUUUGAGGGGAACACAGCUUAUGCUAACUACUCUACAUUCAGUGUUAGUAAUGGUAGUACUGAAUAUAUACUAACAGUAGGAGGAUACUCUGGUACUGCUGGGGAUAGUCUGAGUAGCUAUCAUAAUGGAAGGAGAUUCAGUACAAAAGAUAAUGAUAAUGAUUUCAGGUCACGUAACUGUGCUCAGGUCUACACUGGUGCCUGGUGGUAUAAUGACUGUGCUUACGCAAAUCUUAAUGGUCAUUAUUUCAAUACUGCAGCUAGGAAUCAUCAAGGAAUUAUUUGGCGGCAUUGGAAAGGAUAUGAUGUAAGCCUCAAGUUCUCAGAGAUGAAAACUCGUCGUAACAAAAGGAUCUUUAGUAUCAUGAUUGCUACUAAACUGAUGUACAGUUUAAUGAUAAUAAUUGUUAUUAUUAAUACUGUCAAUGGAAACUGUCCUGAGAAUGAGAAGGAGAAACCUUUUCCAUUUGUUACUAACACUAGUGUUAAUGCUACAUUAGAAUGUGUAAUGCCAACUGAUUGUAAAGCAUGGAAAGAACUGGGAAAGAAUCAAAGUGGAGUAUAUCCUAUAACACCAGAUAAUGGACCAGCUUUCCAAGUAUACUGUGAUAUGGAGACUGAUGGUGGUGGAUGGACUGUAUUUCAGAGGAGACAAGAUGGAUCUGUUGAUUUCUAUAGGAACUGGACUGACUAUGAGAAUGGAUUUGGUGACCUUACUGGUGAGUUUUGGUUAGGAUUGAGCAAGAUUCAUCGUCUUACUAAAGAAGGAUCAAACACACUAAGAGUGGACCUGGAAGACUUUGAGGGGAACACAGCUUAUGCUAACUACUCUACAUUCAGUGUUGGUGAUGGUAGUACUGAAUAUAUACUAACAGUAGGAGGAUACUCUGGUACUGCUGGGGAUAGUCUGACCUGGCAUAAUGGAAGGAGAUUCACUACAAGAGAUAAUGAUAAUGAUGCAUGGGACAAUAACUGUGCCGAGUUUCGCAAUGGUGCCUGGUGGUAUAAUCAAUGCGCUUUUUCAAAUCUUAAUGGUAUUUAUUUUAAAACUGCAACUGAUAAUUAUAAAGGAAUUAACUGGCGUUUUUGGAAAAAUUCACACUAUACUCUCAAGUUCACAGAGAUGAAAACUCGUCGUAACAAUUAAAUACUGUCCCCCACACAUAUAAGUGUGUUUACAUUGUGCUGAUAUAUUAUUAUGUCAUUUCAAUAAGCUGCCAUACCUUGUAGUGAUUUUUGUUGACUUUUAUUAAU
Messenger RNA from Amphimedon queenslandica, 1793 nucleotides. RefSeq lists its product as uncharacterized. The transcript is spliced from 6 exons. The record is from RefSeq and is a predicted model, not a curated record. The coding region runs from base 100 to 1686 and encodes 528 amino acids. NCBI's taxonomy places the organism in Eukaryota, Metazoa, Porifera, Demospongiae, Haplosclerida, Niphatidae.